GGCGUCGUCAUUUCCUGUGCGUGUCUCCGUGGUGAGGGAGAUGGAAGCCCUGUUGCGUAUGCGGCCCAUUUCCCAUGAGGGCUCAGUAUAUAGGUCCAUGGGUGUGCUCCCUUAAUCUCUUUUGCAUCCAUUCCUCAUUCCACCUCUUCCAUCACCUUACAAGUACGCGUUCCCUUUACUCCCAUCCAAAUGAAACUGCAAUCCCUUCUCCUGAUCUCCUUGGCCUCAGUUGCCGUCGCUGCCCCCUCCUGGUGGGAGCAAUGGACCAUCAAGAAGCACGAGUCCGUGAUUGUCGCUGACGACGACAUGCGUCUUGUCCAGGUCGCGGAGAACGAGGCCCCCUUCUAUACCUCGGAGAAGGAGCGCAUGGAGAUGCUCCGUAGCAACAUCCACUACAUGGACAUCACCGAUAACACUGACCUUGGCACCUACCGUGCCAAGUCCCUUGGCAAGAAGCCCCUCCCAUCGGCUGCUGUUCACCAGAACAAGGUCGCUCGCUACGUUGACCAGCUGUCGACAGCCAACAUGGAAGUCGCCCUGACCGAAUUUACAAAGUUCCACACCCGCUACUACAAGAGCGAGACCGGCCACCAGUCCGCUCAAUGGCUCUACAAGCAGAUCAGCGAUCUCAUCGAGGAGACCGACGCAGAAUCGGAUGUCAGCAUCCGCAAGUUCGAGCACGACAACUGGAAGCAGUUCUCUAUCAUUGCUCGCUUCGAGGGCAAGAACGAGUCGCUGACGAACGAGCCAGUGAUUGUGGGUGCCCACCAGGACUCUGUCAACAUGUGGUUGCCCCAGUUGCGCUCUCCUGGCGCUGAUGAUGAUGGCUCCGGUACCGUCACGAUCUUGGAGGUCUUCCGCGCCCUCGUCAACACUGGAUUCCGUCCCCAUCGUCCCGUGGAGUUCCACUGGUACUCGGCUGAGGAGGCCGGUCUUUUGGGAUCCCAGGCUGUUGCAAAGAGCUAUGAGAAGAAGGGAGUUGAUGUCAUUGCUAUGAUCCAGAACGAUAUGACUGGAUACGUUGGCACCAAGUUUGCAGAGUCAUAUGGUAUUGUUGUCGACUAUGUUGAUGAAGAUUUGACCGAGUUGGUUCGCGUCUAUGCUAGGGAGUACGGCGAUAUCCCUGUCCGUGAGACCAAGUGCGGUUAUGCCUGCUCCGAUCACGCUUCUUGGGCUAAGGCUGGUUACCGCUCCGCCUUUGCCAUCGAGGGCGACUUCUCCGACAGCAGCCCUUACAUUCACACUGCUAACGAUGAUGUCUCCCACAUCAGCUUCGAUCAUAUGAAGCAGUUCGCCAAGCUGGCCCUUGGUUUUGCUGUUGAGCUCGGUUAUUAUAAGGGCGAUAAGUAGUUCUAAGCGAACUCGACGUGUUUAUUUUUGAUCUCCUUCCUGGGCUUUCGUCUUUGAGAACAGGCAGUAUCUACCCUAUUUAUUACUUGAACUAUGAGGCAUUGCC
Molecule: messenger RNA, 1456 nt
Organism: Gamsiella multidivaricata
Lineage: Eukaryota; Fungi; Mortierellomycota; Mortierellomycetes; Mortierellales; Mortierellaceae
Exons: 7
Coding region: 190-1350 (386 amino acids)
Biological process (GO): proteolysis
Molecular function (GO): metalloexopeptidase activity
Source: RefSeq, a predicted model, not a curated record